CGUCACACACACACACACAACACAUACACACACACACACGCACGCACACACAUACACACGCACACACACGCACACACACACACAUGUAGAGAGAGAUAGCAACAUGGCCCCCGCGAGCCGGGCCGUUGUUUUGACGGCGCUGCCGCUGCUCUGUCUGUGUCCCGCCAUCUUCUGCACCGAGUUCUUCUCCACGCUGACGCUGUUCAACAACGAGCUCCACAAGCAGGGAUGCAGCUCGCUGUCCGAGUGGGAAGAGUACGCGGCGGACUGCGAGUCGUCCAUUUUACAGUUGGAAGACCCGGACUGCGAGGAGGGAAGCAACCCGCCCUGCGAGUCCGUCUUCUCGCUAAACGCAGAGAAAAUCCUGAACCAGGCCAAGUUGUUCAUAGAGCAGAAGAAAAUCCCCUUCCCCGUGGUUAACCACAACACCAACGAGGAACUCGCUAUAGGCUACGUUCUGAUUGGCAACGGCCUCUACGAUGAAGCCAUCAAACAUUUCUCACUCCUACUACAGGGAGACCCGGAGCUGGUCAGUGCCAUUUAUGGCAGAGGGAUCGCUUAUGGAAAGAAAAGUCUACAGGAUAUAAAGAAUGCUGACUUGGCUUUGUACGAGCUCAACAGAGUCAUCACGCUCGAGCCGAACUGGCCAGAGGUCUACGAACAGAGAGCAGAGAUCCUGUCUCCUCUGGGUCGUAUCAGCGAGGCUCUGGGCGAUCUGACCAAAGCCAUCCAGCUGCAGCCCUCGGCUCGACUCUACAGACACAGAGGAACGCUGCUUUUCAUUUCCGAGGAUUACGUGGCAGCCAUGGAAGACUUCCAGCAGUCUUUGGAGCUGAAGAAGAAUCAGCCCAUCGCCAUGCUCUACAAAGGCCUUACCUUCUUCCACAGAGGCAUGCUCAAGGAAGCCAUUGAGACAUUCAAAGAGGCGCUGAGGUUGAAGUCUGACUUCAUCGACGCAUAUAAGAGCCUGGGACAGGCCUACAGAGAGCUGGGGGACUUUGAGUCGGCCAUGGAGAGUUUCCAGAAGGCCCUCAUGUUGAACCAGAACCACAUCCAGUCGCUGCAGCUCCGAGGCAUGAUGCUCUACCACCACGGCUCGCUGCAGGAGGCCAUCGGCAACUUCAAGAGGUGUCUCCAGUUGGAGCCCUACAACGAGGUGUGUCAGUACAUGAAGGGGUUGAGUCACGUGGCCAUGGGGCAGUUCUACGAGGGCAUCAAGGCUCAGACCAAGGUCAUGUUGAACGACCCCCUGCUGGGACAGAAGGCCAGCUCGGAAUACCUCAAAGUGAAAUACCUCCGAGAGUACUCUCGCUACCUGCACUCCCACCUGGACAUCCCAGUAGCCGAGUACAACGUGGACCAGGAUUUACCCGGGAACUUCAAGAAUCACUGGGCCAAGAACCUGCCUUUUCUCAUAGAGGACUAUGAAGAGCAGCCGGGGCUGCAGCCACACAUCAAGGACGUCCUGCCGCAGAACUUCGACAGCUACAGCAGCGAAGUUCAGAAACUGAUAUGCACAGCAGACCAUCUGGGGGCGCUAAUGCAAUACGACACUCCCGGUUUCUUACCAAACAGGAGAAUACACAGAGCAAUGGGUUUAGCAACCCUGGAGGUCAUGCAGGCAAUGCAUCGAACGUGGAGCAACUCAAAAGUGCGAGUCAACGGCAAGACCAGGCAAAUGCAGUGGAGAGACAUGUUCGACAUAGCUGUGAAAUGGAGGAGGAUCGCAGAUCCAGACCAGCCGGUUCUGUGGUUGGACCAGAUGCCUGCCAGGAGUCUCAGCCGAGGCUUCAACAAUCAUAUCAAUCUCAUCAGGGGACAGAUUAUCAACAUCAGAUAUCUGGCUUACUUCGACAACAUCCUCGACUUUAUCAAAGACAGAAUACUGGUGUAUCAUGGGGCCUACAACCCCAGAGGCUUACUAGAAGUUCGUCAGGCUCUGGAAGAUGUCAACAAAGUAGAAGAUCUUCUGCCUAUAAUGAAGCAGUUCAACAGUAAAACCAGAGACGGCUUCACGGUCAACUCCAAGGUGCCGAGCAUGAAGGACUCUGGGAAAGAGUACGACGGUUUUACGAUCACCAUCACGGGAGACAGGGUGGGCAACAUGUUGUUCUCAGUAGAGACCCAGACGACAGAGGAUCGAACGCAGCAGUACCAGUCGGAGAUCGAGUCCAUCUACAAAGACCUCACUGCCAAAGGAAAGGCCUUAAUGCUGUCCACUGAACUCGGGGAUGCAGAGGCCCUGUGCAACCUCAUCCUCUCCUUGGUUUACUACUUCUGCAACCUCAUGCCCCUCUCCAGAGGAUCCAGUGUGGUGGCCUACUCGGUUGUGAUGGGGGCACUGAUGGCCAGUGGGAAAGAGGUCGUCGGUAGGAUCCCGAAAGGAAAGCUGGUGGAUUUUGAAGCCAUGACCACACCCAGUCCAGACAGCUUCAGUAAAACAGCCAGGAGCUGGAUGAAUCUUAAAAGUUUACCAAGCUGGUACCCGAGUCUUCCGUCCGUAGCGGAGACCUUCCCGUCGACCAGAACGAUGAUCGAGGUUCUCAACACAGACUCAUCGUCACACUGUCCGAAGAAGUCUUAACACAUCUUCUACAGGGGGGGGGGAGGAGUCUGUUCAACACAGUCUUAACGAUAAGUUCUCUAAAGUCAUCAUCGUCAUCAUUAUCUCAGCUUUAAUGUUUAUUUAAAUUUUAAGAAAGAAAGUCACUGAGCUGUUUCCCGAUAGUACUGAGGUGAUGGUGACGACACAUGUUCAAAAGAUUAUUUCAAAGAGGCUUUUCCUCUGAAGUGAUGAUCAUUAUUUGGGUUUUCCCCCAAUUAAAACUGCAAUUCAUUAUAUUUUGGUAUCAAAACCCUUAUUUGUUCCAGAUCCUGCUUUGUUUCUCGUCAUCUUUCCUUAAAAUGCCUCUUCACACGACUCCUAACAUUGAAUUUAGCUCUUAAUUUAAAAAAAAUAAUAAUUCAUUGCAUUGUGGUCCAACGUUGUCACAAAACCUGAUCUACCAAAUCUACCAAAAAUAUUGAUUUUACAAUAUACAUGAAAGGAGAAAAAAAGAGGCAGAUCUUCAUAUUUAAGAGCCUGGAAUCAGACGGUGUUUGGUAUUUCAUUACUAUUUCUGCUUAAAAGAAAUGAAUCGGUUCGGUUUGGGCACCGCAGCCUAGGUUUCAGUUAACUGAAAUUCAGUCCCUGUAUUUUUCACACUCCAGCUGUUUUUUGUUGUUUGAGAAAUGACAGAGCAUUGAAGCAGGGUGUGUCCACUAGUCUGGGAUGCAGGCCUGCAGGAUUCUGUCCACCCUCUCCCUUCUUCUCAUGCUGAAACACCCGAAGCACAAGAUUCAAACCGUCAGCAUGAACAAUCUGUCGUUGCAUAGACAUGCCUAGAUCCCUAGUUUUAAGUCACCAGGAAUGUUUACCUGGAUCUUAAUUUCUUGAGAUUGAGUUUUAAAGUUAAUUCCGAUACGUAUGAGAGUUUUUAUUUAAUAUUGAAGAUUGUAAUUGGCACUUUAAACCUCUUUUGUUUCUUUUCUUUUUAAACCGAUGCUGUGCUCUCACAAAGCAGCCGGUCAGCAGAGAAGGAUUGAGGGGAUCUGUAAAGAUAUGACACAAAACCAUCAGGGCUAUUGAAUUCCACUUGGGAUACUUGAAGCAGUCUCUUUUAAUUUAGUUUUGUGCAACACUCGCGGGAAGAGUCACUUCCCUUUCAGAGUACUGAACCCUGGUUUUCUUUGAAUGUGACAGAUGAUGUGUUGGGAUGAAGAGAUGAGUCAGACAGUCAGAGACUUUAGAGAACCGGUCAUUGAAAAGACAGGUCAGUUUCAAAUUUGAUUAAUGGGAUUCAUCAAGCAAAAAUAUCAAAACAAUUCAGGUUCGGGUGAAUUAAAUAAAAGUCUUGUUUGGAAGUUUUUGGAAACAAAAGCUGUGUGAGGAUGUCAUCAUAGGACAUUUUCUCAAUUUAAUGAUUUACAUUAUUUUGUUUUCUUUACAUUUACAAUUUGACAACGGAAUUAAUGCUCAUAUUAUUAAUGCAGAUAAUUCAGAUUAAAAAAAAAUAAAGAAUCCUCACAAAGACGUUUCAUUGGCCGUAUGUUUGAGAAAUGCUUGUCUGAAGAAAACAUCACUCGUGUACUUCACUUAAAAAGUGAUUUAUUUCUCUUCAAACUCUUCAAGCGAGACAAGAUUUUGAAUUCUGCCUUAGUCGAUAACCGAGUCGAUUUUUAUUGACACGUUCUUGGAAAUCGAACAUGCACAGACACGUGCGUCGUUUAUUGUUUUCUAGAGUUUGAAUCUGGAAAAAUAAAUCCUGUGAGUGACGAAUGCAUGUGAUGUUUUCAUGCAGCGACCUUAUUAAACUGAAGUGUCGGGUGUUGAGGAGUUUAAAGCACAAGGAGAAAAGGUGUCAGCAUAUUCAUCUACCCAGAGUGAUCAGUGACAGUAUUGAGUCCUUAUGAACAAAAUCUAAGCCACUUUCAUUUUCUUCUUCUAUAAUUUAAAAAUACCAUCGCUGAAUGUCCAGUUCAAUGGCUGACACUUGUGUUUCUUUUUUCAUAUCAACGAUUGUUCUGACGGGUCGUUGUUUUGUCCGAUUUGAUUUCACAGUCAGGACGUGCUACUGAGAGAGCACCACAUAUUCUUAAAGCUUGAAAACUUGAAGGAGGGAAUUUAUUUUAAUGUUUUUUUUGUUUUUUUUAAAUGAAUGAUUGAGUGAAUGUUCCCCAGUCAAUAAAAACCGGUUGACAAAUUGAA
Molecule: messenger RNA, 4747 nt
Organism: Scophthalmus maximus (turbot)
Lineage: Eukaryota; Metazoa; Chordata; Actinopteri; Pleuronectiformes; Scophthalmidae
Gene: ttc13
Product: tetratricopeptide repeat domain 13
Exons: 23
Coding region: 104-2584 (826 amino acids)
Molecular function (GO): protein binding
Source: RefSeq, a predicted model, not a curated record